GUGCCGGCGCGGGCGGGGGAAACAAGGCGUGCACUGGGGCGCAGGCGCAGUGGCCGGACGACGGACCUUGAGUUUCCAAAAUGGCUGCAGCGAUGGAUGUGGAUACCCCGAGCGGCACCAACAGCGGCGCGGGCAAGAAGCGCUUUGAAGUGAAAAAGUGGAAUGCAGUAGCCCUCUGGGCCUGGGAUAUUGUGGUUGAUAACUGUGCCAUCUGCAGGAACCACAUUAUGGAUCUUUGCAUAGAAUGUCAAGCUAACCAGGCGUCUGCUACUUCAGAAGAGUGCACGGUUGCGUGGGGAGUCUGUAACCAUGCUUUUCACUUCCACUGUAUUUCUCGCUGGCUCAAAACACGGCAGGUGUGUCCAUUGGACAACAGAGAGUGGGAAUUCCAAAAGUAUGGGCACUAGAAAAAGAGAAUCCUUCCCUCAAGCUCAACUAUUUUGUUAAUUCAUUUAAUGACUUGCCUUCUAAUUAUUAAUUAGAUAGAACCGUGUCUUUUCUGCUUUGUCUUUUCAUUUUGCUUUUCCUGCAGCCAUAUUGUAUUUUGUGUCAAAUAAAAUCCAGUUGGAUUCUAGAA
This is a messenger RNA of Manis pentadactyla (Chinese pangolin), 577 nucleotides long. RefSeq names its product ring-box 1 (gene RBX1). Gene Ontology annotation, cellular component: cullin-RING ubiquitin ligase complex; nucleus. The record is from RefSeq and is a predicted model, not a curated record. Bases 81 to 407 code for a protein of 108 amino acids. Gene Ontology annotation, molecular function: zinc ion binding; cullin family protein binding; ubiquitin protein ligase activity. Gene Ontology annotation, biological process: protein ubiquitination; ubiquitin-dependent protein catabolic process. The transcript is spliced from 5 exons. NCBI's taxonomy places the organism in Eukaryota, Metazoa, Chordata, Mammalia, Pholidota, Manidae.